Echinops telfairi (small Madagascar hedgehog) is the source of this 1842-nucleotide messenger RNA. RefSeq names its product chromosome unknown C11orf80 homolog (gene TOP6BL). Gene Ontology annotation, biological process: meiotic DNA double-strand break formation; reciprocal meiotic recombination. The transcript has 17 exons. Bases 1 to 1842 code for a protein of 613 amino acids. The record is from RefSeq and is a predicted model, not a curated record. Lineage: Eukaryota; Metazoa; Chordata; Mammalia; Afrosoricida; Tenrecidae.
AUGGAGGGGACGGCCGUGGCCAUCAGCGAGAUUCUGAGAUAUUUAAUAAUUCACUGGAAAUGUGAAACAGCAGGAGUAUCAAAGAAAGCAUUGCUAGAAGGACAGCUAGUGAUUUCCACAGAAGCAUUCACUUCAAAGCACCAUGCAAAUGUUCUUCAUUGCGUAACAACUAUUACUUCUGGAAGGAGUAAUUAUGAUGGCUUGGGCAACAAGAAGUUCGUGAAAGAAGUACAGUCCAUCCUGUCAAGAUUGUCUGCAAAGCUGACAUGGAGCUAUAAAGAUGCCAGCGGUUCUCCAGACACUUCUGGAUCAUCCUUCCAGAUGAUGUUUGAGGUUGAUGAAAAGCCCAGAACUUUGAGGACAGAUGGUCUGGCUGUAAAGAAUUUUCUACGCAGAAUCAUCGUGGUACACCCGAAGAUCACGUUUCAUUUCAGUGUGAAGGUGAAUGGCGCCCUGGCCAAGGAGACCAUCAGGGCAGAGAAUGAGCCUAUUUUCAACCUACCCAAUGGAAUUGCUCUCAUCAUCAAUGAGCCACGUUACGUGAGACCGACAUUUGGUGCAACUGAAUUCCUCUGCAGCAGAAUUCACCCUGUGCCAGGACAACCGGUCACACUUUCCAUCCCUGAUGACGUGGCUGGCAUGGGCUUGUUGGGCGAGCUGAUACUGAUGCCAGUGGCUGCUCUGUGUUCCUGCCUGGAGGCCUCUUCCAACCAGAUGGACAGGAUUUCUUCAGUUUCCAUGUUUCUCUAUGGACCUUCAGGUCUGCCUUUGCUACUGCCAGGUCAGAGGCAACCAACUACUGUCUUCACAGAUCCCUCCUGUUUCAUCGACUGGAAGAAAUACGACUGGUGUGUGACACCCCAUUUGGAUUUCAAUUUGGAUGGAGAUCUGGUGCUUCCCGACAUGCGUUGUCAGGCCAAGUCCUGUGAGGGGCGUCUGUCUCAGGAUGUGGCCCCACAGGGACAGACUCUGCUGCUUUUCAUCUUCGUGGAUUUCCACAGUGGGUUUCCAGCCCAGCAGAUGGAACUCUGGGGUGCCCACACUCUGCUAGCAAGCCACCUCAAUGCUAUCCUCCUGGAGAACCAGCGAGGGAUCCGAGGCUCUGUGCAGAUGGCCGUGGACCAAGCCCUGGAACAGCAGCAGCAUGCUGCCAAGGCUCGUCAGAAACUGCAGGCCUCCCACACCGUGGCUGUGGACUCCAUCCUGAGUGUCGUGAGUGGAAGCACUAGCAGCAGCUUCCGGAGGGGGUGUCUCCAGGCCCUUCAGGCCGCUGAUACACAAGAGUUUGGGACCAAACUGCACAACGCAUUUAAAGAGAUCACCCAGCACCGAUUUCCUUACCACUGCUCCUGUGAGAUAAGGCAGCAGCUGCCCUCUGAGAAAACGGCCAGGAGCCACAUGGAGGCACGUAGAAGCCACAGCCCGGAGCACCUGUCAGAGACCACCGAGCGGGCGAACAGCAAGAGACGCAAAGGCGGCGUGGAGGAGACGCGAGCCUACAGCUCCACGCCGUCCGCCCCGGGCUCCAGCGACAGGGCGGCCCGGGAGCAGCAGGGGAGGGUCCGGGCGCCUAGCAGCGCCGGCCCCGGGAGCGGCCUGGAGGUAGCGGAGGAAGGCGGGCGGGGGAUGGGCCUGGCCUGCUCCUACGUGGGCAGCCUCUACGUCUGGAAGAGCGAGCUGCCCAGGGACCACCCCGCCGUCAUCAAGCGGCGCUUCACUAGUGUCCUGGUGGUGUCCAGCCUGUCGCCCCUCUGCGUGCUACUCUGGAGGGAGCUCACAGGCAUCCAGGUGCGGGGGGCGGGGCAGAGGCAGGGGAGGGCGGCACACAGGGAGCAAAACUGA